UGCAAAUUAGCGCUUUUUCCGCCUUCCGAAAAAGGACUCUAACAAACGGGGUCAGCUCACCCACCCACCAACCAUGAUGUGCAAAUUUGUUCUGGCUGUGGUUUGUCUCGCCGGACUCUCUGCCGCCCAGGGAGUGGCUAGUAUAGGCGGAAAUUGCCAAAAGGGAUGCAUCUUCGCGUGCAACUUAGCGAGCGCAGCAUGCGUGGAUCUGCCGCCAUUCCUGAACUGCGCUGUCACCCGAGCUGCCUGUACCGACCUGUGCAGCGCCACUUGCACUUGCUUCGCCGGCUGUGUAAGCCAGUGCUCCCAGAUAUCGAAAGGGUGCCAAUCUGGACUCAUGCAGCUUUUAAGCCCAGCGAGUACCCUUUUCUGCAAAGCGCAGUCCUUUUUGUGCGUGCCUUCCUGCCCUGCCCAAUGUUCCGUCACGUUUAUCACUGAGAGCUACCCCAAGUUUCUUCUGCAAAAUCUGGGGGGUUUGGGACAGAGUCUAGGCCUUUUGUUGCCCGGCCUCUCCCCUGCCCCAGCCCCAGAGCCGAAGAAGUAGAAUCUAGGAGGGCUUCUUCAUGACGACACCAGGCACUAAUGUGUCACGAUGCGGUGGAAUCAGGCGCUCGUCAUAAUUAUAUGGGCAUGCGGAGUUGUUGGUAGCAUUAUAAAGCCUGCUGAUUUACCUUGGUUUUGAUGAAAGAAAUUUAUACCCAUCUAUCUUGAAUAGAGGCCAGGAUCAUUCCUAUUGAAGUAGGUGGGGGUUUCCUAGUUUUAGAGGUAAAAUUAGCGAGAAAGUUGCCGCUAAAGUUUGGAGAAUUCCAAAGCUUGAGAGUCCUUGAAAACUGGAAAUUUACAUUAUUUGGUGCCUUUGGUCAACGUUUUUCCAGUAAAAAUGGACGUAAAUACUGCUGAGCCAAGAAGAUUCGAGAGAAAAAAAUGCCCAACGACCAGAAAAAUACUGUAACAGAUUUAAUCGAUUUCAUUAUUUUGACGAGCGCCUGAUUUUACCAAGAUGCCUCACAAAUUAUUAUGUUUAAAUGAAACACUGAUUUCAACAAUUCAUUUCAUGUGUUUGCAUUGGUGAUAGAUAUUCUGAAAAAAAUCCAACACACUUAUGUUUCAAUAAAACACUUGAUUUCAACAAUCCA
Molecule: messenger RNA, 1136 nt
Organism: Aplysia californica (California sea hare)
Lineage: Eukaryota; Metazoa; Mollusca; Gastropoda; Aplysiida; Aplysiidae
Exons: 2
Coding region: 74-544 (156 amino acids)
Source: RefSeq, a predicted model, not a curated record